Messenger RNA from Alligator sinensis (Chinese alligator), 4370 nucleotides. It is a transcript of the gene PAQR4, whose product is annotated as progestin and adipoQ receptor family member 4. The transcript is spliced from 2 exons. Gene Ontology annotation, cellular component: membrane. NCBI's taxonomy places the organism in Eukaryota, Metazoa, Chordata, Crocodylia, Alligatoridae. Gene Ontology annotation, molecular function: signaling receptor activity. Bases 281 to 796 code for a protein of 171 amino acids. The record is from RefSeq and is a predicted model, not a curated record.
UGCUCUUGUACCUCGCACCACCCAAAGAACCCAGGCGUCCAGGAUGGGGGCUUCUCUCUAGUCUGGCAGGAGAGGGGUGGUCACCCAGGCGGUGGCAGGGUCCCUGACCCUCACCCUCUGGCCUCCGCCCCCCCGCCCCACAGGCAUCCCACUGCUGGGCUUCCUCGUGCUGGUGCCUCUGAGUAUCCCAUGGGGGCGGCUGUCAGCGGCCUGGCUGGGGGCCGUGCACUACCUGGCCUGCAUCUCGCCCCAACUGGGCAGCGUCCUCUACCACCUUUUCAUGAACCAUGAGGGCGGCCCGGCUGUCUACCACACCCUGCUCACCCUCGACAUGUGCGGCGUCUGCCUCGUCAACACCCUUGGGGCCCUGCCCAUCAUCUAUUGCACGCUGGCGUGCCGCCCGCUGCCGCGCAGUGCUGCCCUGCUGGCCUACUCGGGGCUGUCAAGCUACGCGCUGCUGUGUGCCGUGACGGCCCGCUCCAACGUGCGGCGCCUGCGGUCCUUUGCCUGGCAGGCCCUCUUCCGCUUCUUCUUCUUCUACCUGCGCUGGGCCGGGCUGGGCACUGGGCACCCAUCCUCGCUGCGCUCCUACCUGAUCAUGGACGGGCUGGCCCUCCUGGGGGGCGUCAUCAACAUCUCCCGGAUACCCGAGCGGUGGCGCCCAGGUCACUUCGACUACUGGUUCAACAGCCACCAGAUCAUGCACGUGCUGGUGGUGGUGAGCAUCCUGCACCUCCACUGGGGGGUGGUGGCUGACCUGCGGUGGCUCACCAGCUACGUGUGCCCCCAGAACUGAGGUGGGCUCCCAUUGGCUGAGUGCUGGUGGGCAGAGGUCUUCAGGAUGGCUGGAUCAGCUCCUGUUGGCCAAGGAUUCUUCUGGCUCAGAUCCCAUUUGCCAGGAAUGUCUUCAGGAUGGGCAACAGUAGAGCCCCAUUGGUCAAAGGGUCCUGAAGGUCAACUCCUGCUGGCUGAAGGGAUAUUCAGGAUCAGCUCCUAGUGGCCAAAAGUUUUUCAGCAUCAACUCCUGUUGGCCAAGAAUGUCCUCCUGAUGGCCAGCAACGGACUCCCAUUGGCCAAAGGAUCUUCAGGAUCAACUUCCAUUGGCUAAGAAUGUCUCCCUAAUGGCCAGCAAUGCACUCUCAUUGGCCAAAAGGUCUUCAGGAUCAACUCCCAUUGGCCAAGAAUGUCUCCCUGAUGGCCAGCAAUGCACUCCCAUUGGCCAAAAGGUCUUCAGGAUCAACGCCCGUUGGCCAAGAAUGUCUCUUGGCUGGCCAGUGACAGACUCCCACUGGCUAAAGGGCCUUCAAGAUCAACUCCCAUUGGUGAAGAAUCGCUCCCAGGUGGCCAGCGGUGCACUCCCAUUGGACAAAGGGCUUUCAAGAUCAGCUCCCAUUGCCCAAGAACAUCUCCUGGCUGGCUAACAAUAGAGUCCGAUUGGCUAAGGGGGUCUUUUGGGUGGUUAAGCAACAUACCCCUUAUUGGCAGAGGGGGAGUGGGUCCUCUAGGUACACUCCCACUGGCUGGGGGGAGGUUCUUGGGGGAAGAGGAGGUCAGCCACGGGUUCCCAUUGGCUGACAGGAUAUGCUGGCCCACCAGGGAAGGGCUCUUGCUGACUAAGCCUCGUUCUGAUGUGUCAGGAACAGAUUUCUAUUGGUCGGGGGUGGACCCCCAUUGGCUGGGGGAUGGUUCUUCUAGGCUGCAGACUCUCCUUGGCCAAGACUGCGGUUCUCUGGUGGCCAAUGGGGGUGGGCUUCCAUUCGCUGAGACCCCCUAGAAUCCUUCCAGCUCACCAGCAAUGCUUCUCCACAGGGACUGGGGGGGGGGCGGGCUGCUAGGGGACAGUGUUACAGGGCAAUGGGGGGCGGGGCCACAGUCCCCCCUGCCCCGGCAUAGGCCAGUGCUCAAUAGUCCUCAUAUCCAGGUAUCCUACGGACUUCGACACCAUGCAAUACUUUCUACUUUUUAAGGGCUGCGGGGGCGGGGGGAUGCCCAGACGCCGGGGUCCCAUGUCAAAAUCGGGGUGGGGGGCAGGGGUGAUGAGGUCGACGUGCAAACCAGCUGGUCCCUGGGAAGGAAGGGGGGAGGGGGAAGCAGUUUACAAACAGGGAAGGGUGGAGCCAGCCGGGGGUUUCCUCCGCUGACUUCUGCCCUUCUCUGCCUCAGUUUCCCCCACCCCAGCACACUUCAAACUGGUGGGGCUUUGGGGGGAAUGCAUUGUUCCCCGUGUCUACAGGCAUCACAGCUAGGCCAGGACAGGGGGAUGUGUUCCUGCCCUGGCUCCUCUGGCACUUUGGGGGGUGGGGGCAUUUCCUGCCCUGCCCCCACCCCCCUUCCUCCUCCUCAUUGGGCUGUUUUUAUACUGUGCAUCUCUCUUGCUGCUGAUUGGUGCUGCAUGGGGAAGCAGGCCUCCCUCCCCCUCUGCUGGCAUUGGGGUAACCACCGCGUCACCCCGUUCCAGAUCUUCAGGCCAUUGCAUGGGGGGUGGGUGUGGGGGCACCCAGGUUUGGGCUGAAACCAUCCUCUUCUUUUUCGCUGGCCCCCGCAGGGAACGCUAGGAUUGCUGCCCGGCUUGUUCUGGAGCCUGGAGGUGGAAACGGAGCCAAACUGGUGCUGAAUCCAGACUGGGAGUGGGCGGCCGUGCGCGUGAAGCGGAGCCAGAUUGGUUCCUACGCUGGGUUCCGAUUGAGAGGCUCUGUGUGCAUGUGGUUGUGUGUUAUGUCCCAGACCCUGGGUCCCCACACAUACAUGUACGCGUGUGUGCAUGUGUACAUCCCAGACACCUGGGUCCUGUAUAUGUGUGUACACACACGUUUGUGUGCCAGAUAACAGGGUCUUGUGUGUAUGUCCCAAAUUCCCAGGGUGAGGGUGUGCGUCUCCUAGGCACCUGGGUCCCCCGUCUGCAUGCUUGUGUGUGUACGUAUGUGCAGGACACCUGGGUCUUGUGUAUGUCCAUGUUUGUGUGUCUUGGAUGUCUGGUUGUUGUACGUCCCAGACUCCUGCUGUGAGGGGGGGGUGCGUGUGUGUAAUGGUGUGUCCCAGACACUUAGGUCCCCCAUGUGUAUGUACAUGUGCCUGUACAUAUGCAUGUAUGUCCUGGACAUUUGUGUGCGCAUGUGUAGUUUUGUGCAUCCCAGAUGCCUGGCUCUUGUGUGUAUGUCCCAGACUCCGGGGGGGGGGCAUUGUGUGUGUCUGCAACAGAUUUGGUUCCUGCUCUGUAUUCUAAUAGGGUGAGGGGUGCGUGUGCAGGGGUGUCCCAGACACCUGGGUCUCGUGUGUAUGCAUGCGUGCAUGUCCAAUGUGCCCUGGGUCCUCUGUGUGUGCACACGUUUUCGUGCAUCCCAAAUGCCUAGGUCUGGUGUGUUAUGUCCCUGGGUUCUGCGGGUGGGUGGGUAGGAGUCCUGGAUGCGUGUCCCAGACAGCUGGGUUGCAUGUGUGUGCGAGUGAGUCCUGGAUACGUGUCCCAGACAGCUGGGUUGCAUGUGUGUGCGAGUGAGUCCUGGAUGCAUGUCCUGGGUUGCACGUGUGUGUGGGCUAGGAGUCAGGACUCCUGGGUUCUUUCACCAAUCCAGUCUGGUUGCCGAGGCCACCGGCGUGACCUGAACUACACUAGUUCACAAGUCCAUGUUCAGAGACAGCUCACAGAUGUGGGCCAGGCCAGGUCUCAACCCCGAUUCUGCCUAAGUGUGUGACCUCAGCACAUCUGGAUUCCGAUUGGCUGGGGGCUCCAUAGGCAUGCAAACGUAGUAAAAUCCAGGUUCCCCUUGGGGCUCCAGAUCCACUUUGCAACCAGCAGGCUCAUGUGAAUAGAGCUAAACUGGUUUGCAAUCUGGAUUCCAACCCGGGGCCCUGUGCAGAUGUAGCUCUGUGUUCUCCUCCAACUGGAAGCGAAGCUGUGGCAACACCUCUUUCAUCCCAAACAGCCAAACUUGUUUAGGAACUGGUUCAGUAUUUGAAGGCUGCUUUGAGUGGCUGUGUAGACGAAGUGGUACAUAAUUAAAAUGUAGGGGGGUAGGGCCAUGGGUGGCUUCAGAGAGCGCUAGGUUAUGCCAAAAAAAAAAAAAAAAAAGGAAAAAAAAAAAAAAAGGAAAUGUUAAAAGGUGAAGAAACCAGUUCUCCCAUGUUGGGAGAAAAGGAACGUAUUUCACUUGUGCUUCUCCCGAGAGGGGGGGGUGCUAUGGGGCGGGGCAGAAGUAGGGGGCCGGCGUCCGGCCUCCACUACCCCUCCAUCCAGCCAGUCUUGUCUCCGUUAUCUCAGGGUUAAAAAAAAAAAAAAAAAGCCGAACACGGCCUCGUGUUUGCGCCUUCGUGCUGAAGCGCCGGACGUAUCUUUUUAAACAAAAAAGAGCAAAAUAAAAUUUAAACAAAAAAAA